AAAUAUGCUGGUGUUGUAUUUAUUUUAAUCACAAAAAUUGGUACACACAAAAUGAAGAUUUUAUAAAUAAUUCCUUUGAUACAUACUUUUGGUAUUUCUAUACAUUACAUGUAUUGGAUUGUUUCAUAAAUUUUUUGAUUAUUAUAUAUAGUAGAUAUAUUUAUUUAUUAGUUAAAUUAUUUGUAAAUUAAAAAUUUCGCCCAUAGUUUUUAUUACAAUAUGUAGGAAAAUAAUAUUAAUUUGUAAGAUUUUUUUAUUUAAAUAUAUCUAUUUAUACAUAUCAUUAUUAUAAACCAUAAAGUAUUUAUGUAAUAUAGAUAAAAAAAAUCGACGAUUUAAGAUUUUUUAGAUUAUUAAUCAAUAACUGUUUACUUUUGCUAUAUUAUCUAUUUGUAGAACAAAUAGAGGAAAAAAAGAACAGAGAUAUAGAAAUUGACCGUCAAUCUUUUUACUUUAUUUUUAUUUUUCUCUCACAUUUGCUCUUCUUGUCUAUAUUCAAUCCUGGCGUAUAAAUAGAGAUUAUAUACAAGAUUGGAUACAUCGCUGGAUACAUUUUUUUCAUGGUUUCUUUUUUAAAACUAUUUACUAAUGUCCUUUAAUCUUUAAUAUAAAAAAUAUAAUAUAAAUCUCUCUCUCAUAAUAUAUUUAUGAUAUAAAUUAGGAUUAGACUGUUAUAUUAAAUGUUGAAAUAUUGCCAAUAUACUAUAAUAUAUUAUUUAAAAUAUUUACAAGAAAUCUGUAAUUAGAUAUAUUAAAGUGGAGAUGUUAAUAGAUUUACACGUGAUUUUAUAUUGCAUGAUAUAAUAUGCAAAAUUCUGUAAUAUAUCUGAAACGACAAUAUGUCGUUUCUCGAAAAAUUCUUGGAUAUUUAUUUAAAUAUAAUUUAAAGAAACAUGAAGUAUUUAAUACCCUGUCUACAAAUAUUAAUUUUCACAAUCAUAUGAAUAGGUUAUGUUUCCCAUUAUCACAUUCGUUAUGUGUUAUAAAACAUAAAGAAUUAUCUGAAAUACAAUCAUUAAUUUCAAAUAAUGAAUUUUUUACAAUUUAUUUUUCAAAAUUGUGCAAUAAAAGAAAUUUUAAUACAAGUUCUACUAAAAAUCAACAAACAUCCAAUGAUGAUUCUGGUGAUCCUAAUAAAGAUCCCAAAAAAUCCAAUGAACAUAAUAUAUUUUUUUUUAAAGCGUCUAUCGUUGUUACUUUAUUUUUAAUGUACUAUCUUUUAUUCUCUGGAAUAAUGGAACGUUUUGUUGUAAUGAUGCAUUGGAAUGAAUUUAUAAAUGAAAUGCUUUUAAAAGGUCAAGUUCAAGAAAUUAUAAUUUAUCCAGAUUUUAUACAAGGUAUAGUAAAAAAAGGUGCUACAUAUAAAGGAAGAUAUAUUUUUUAUAGACGUCUUCAAUUUCAUGAUGUCCCUGAUUUAAAAAAUGUUGAAGAAAAAAUUAGAGCAUUAGAAAGACGCAUUGGAAUUAGAAUGGAGGAUGGCAUUUCAAUUAGAUACAUUCAUUUGAAUGAGCAAUUGGCUGUAACAGAAAUUCUUCAAACAUUGCUUUUUCUUGUCCUAUUUUUUGCAUCUUUUCUUCCAGUAGUAAAACAAAAAUUUAAGAGUUUUACUUCUAUAAAUAAAGCAAAAUAUACUUUAGUGGAACCUUUUUCUGGUAAAGGUGUUCGUUUUAAAGAUGUAGCUGGUUUAAAAGAAGCCAAAAUAGAAGUUAUGGAAUUUGUUGAUUAUCUUAAAAAUCCUGAAAGAUAUACAAAACUUGGUGCUAAAGUACCUAAAGGAGCUUUACUCUUAGGUCCACCAGGUUGUGGUAAAACACUUUUAGCUAAAGCUGUUGCAACUGAAUCAAAUGUUCCAUUUCUGUCAAUGAAUGGAUCUGAAUUCACUGAAUUAAUAGGUGGAUUAGGUGCAGCACGUGUUAGGGAUUUAUUUACAGAAGCAAAAAAAAGAGCUCCUAGUAUUAUUUACAUAGAUGAAAUUGAUGCAAUAGGCAAAAAACGAUCAGAUUCAUUCAGUGAAUUCACUAAUUCUGAAUCAGAGAGAACACUAAAUCAACUAUUAGUAGAAAUGGAUGGAAUGAUAGCAACAAAGGAUAUUAUUAUUUUGGCUUCAACAAAUAGAGCAGAAGUUUUGGAUAAAGCUUUAUUAAGAUGUGGUAGAUUUGAUAGACAUAUUUUGAUUGAUCUUCCUACUUUAGAAGAGAGAGGACAAAUUUUUGAAUAUCAUCUUCAGUCAUUAUUAUUGAAAGACAAACCAAUAAAAUAUUCUAAAUAUUUAGCUCAUCUUACUCCUGGUUUUAGCGGAGCUGAGAUAGCAAAUGUUUGUAAUGAAGCUGCAUUACAUGCAGCAAGUGAAAAAAAGAUUAAAGUUGAUGAUAAUGAUCUCAUGUAUGCAGUUGAUAAAAUAUUAGGUGGCUCAAUAAAAAAAUCUAGUACAUUGACACCUUCUGAGAAAAAAGUUAUUGUUUAUCAUGAAGCCGGUCAUGCAUUAACGGCAUGGUUAUUAGAACGUGCAAAUCCUUUAAUUAAAAUAACUGUAGUACCAAGAACAAAUAAACGUUUGGGUUUUUCUCAAUUUUCUGAUUCAAAUCUGAAACUUCAAAGUUCAGAACAUAUUUUUGAACGUAUGUGUGUAUUAUUAGGUGGUAGAGUUGCUGAAAAUAUAAUGUUUAAUAAAAUUUCAACUAGUGCACAAAAUGAUUUAGAAAAAGUAACGGAAAUGGCAUAUUGUCAAGUUCAACAAUUCGGAAUGAGUCCUUCUGUGGGUUUAGUUUCUUUUGAUAAAGAAUUAACAACUAUGAAUACUAAAAAACCAUAUAGUAAAAAAUUAGGAAGUUUAAUGGAUGCAGAAGUACGAAGAAUAAUAAUUGAAGCAUAUAAAACAACUGAAAAAUUAUUACAAGAUAAUAAAGAUAAAUUGAUAAUACUAGCUGAAACUCUUCUAAAAAAAGAAACUUUGACAUAUAAAGAUAUAGAAGCAUUAAUUGGACCUCCACCUUUUGGAAAGAAAGAUCUUACAGAAUUGCAAGAAUAUGAAGAAUAUAAUCCAGGCACACAAUAAAUAAACAUUAGCGAUAUUUUAAAAGAUAUUUAUAUAAUAUUAUUAAGUUGUUAGUAGAAGAAAUAUCUUUAUUAUAUAUUUAAUAUAUUUAAUUAAUAUAAAAUAAAUAUAAUAAUAUUAUUAUCUUGAUUAUCUGUAAUAAUAUCUUCAUAAAAGAAAAUGUUUACUUUUCCAAAGGAUAAGAAAAAAAUCACAAUUUAGUAAAAAAAGUAUUUAUUAAUUAUAUUUUGAAAAAAUUAAAAUAUAAAUCAACUCCAUAGUAUAAAAAAUGAUUAUUUAAAAUUUUUCAUUAUAUAAAAAAAUAUAUAUUUAUAGUUGUAUAUUGCGCAAUAUAAACGUAUUAAUUGUAUUUCAAAUUGUAUUUUGUAUAUAAAAUAAAAAUUACUGAUUAUAUACUAUGAUAAAAAA
Messenger RNA from Apis cerana (Asiatic honeybee), 3463 nucleotides. It is a transcript of the gene Spg7, whose product is annotated as SPG7 matrix AAA peptidase subunit, paraplegin. Gene Ontology annotation, molecular function: ATP binding; metalloendopeptidase activity; ATP-dependent peptidase activity. The record is from RefSeq and is a predicted model, not a curated record. Gene Ontology annotation, cellular component: m-AAA complex. NCBI's taxonomy places the organism in Eukaryota, Metazoa, Arthropoda, Insecta, Hymenoptera, Apidae. Gene Ontology annotation, biological process: mitochondrial protein processing.